AUGGAGGGUGGAGUCGGGUUGACGACGGCGCAGCCACAGGCCCAGCCGCCUCCGGUGGCCGAGAAGCUGAAUCAGCAAGUGGUGAAUCAAUUGAAUCUGGAAUCGGUGAAGACACGAGCCAUUAGCUUAUUCAAGGCCGUUACUCGGAUCCUUGAAGAUUUCGACGCUUAUGGUCGAACCAACACUACUCCUAAAUGGCAAGAUAUUCUUGGGCAGUAUUCGAUGGUGAAUCUCGAGCUCUUCAACAUUAUGGAAGAGGUGAAGAAAGUCUCCAAUGCGUUUGUUGUGCUUCCCAAGAACGUCAAUGCAGAGAAUGCUGCAAUUUUACCGGUUAUGUUGUCUUCCAAGUUGCUGCCGGAGAUGGAAACUGAUGACAACAUUAAGAGAGAGCAGUUGCUUCAAGGCGUUCAGAAUUUGCCAAUACCAAUGCAAAUUGAGAGAUUAAAGGCGAGAAUGGACAUGAUUGCAGCAGCUUGUGAAAAUGCAGAGAAAGUGUUAGCUGAUACGCGUAAAGCCUAUGGAUUCGGCACUCGUCAAGGCCCAUCUAUGCUUCCUACCAUGGACAAAGGUCAAGUUGCAAAGACAAAGGAGCAGGAUGGGAUGCUACGUGCAGCUUUUAAUGACGGCACAGGAACAAGACUGCCUCCAGACCAGAGGCAGUUGUUAAACACUGCACUUCCACCACAUCUGGCAGAUGUGCUAAUCGUUAACGACGCAGGCAAGAAUGCAUUACCUAUGCCAUCAAACAACAUCAACAGUCAAGGAAAUCUCUUGCAGGCUUCUGGAACACAAUUUAUGGGAAGAUCAGCUGCAUCUCCAUCUGGUGGUAACUUUGAUAACACGAGAUCUCCCUUGCAGUAUUCCAAUUCUCCUCAAUCCACGGGUAUGGUUAAUGCGCCUUCGCCUCAGCAACAACAGCUUCAACAACAGCAGCAAAGAGCAAAACUAAUGCAAUUGCCUCAGCAUCAACAGCAACUACUUGCACAACAACAACAACAACAGCUCAGGCAGUCGUCUAUGCAAGGACUGGGUCAGAAUCAGAUAUCAGCACUUCAAGAUUUGCAUGGCCAAGGGCAGCAGAAGUUUCAGGCGUCACAUGGGCAACAUCAAAUGUCAUAUUCUCAGCCAAUGGCACACCAGCAAUUCCAAGCUAGACAGCUCGCAGGUGGACAUAUGCAGCAUAGCAUGUCCCAAGGCCAGCUUAACCCGGCGAUGAACCGUCACUUAAACCAGUUUUCAGGUGGAGCCAAUAGUGCAUUGUUUACCUCUGCUCAAGGCUCCCCAAGUAGCCAGAUGAUACCAAACAUGUCAUCUAUGCAAUCUCAGACACUUGUUCCUCGAAUGCAGCAGCAGUUUGGAGUUUCGGGUACAAAUCCUCAAAGAAGCCAUUCUUCUCAAAUGUUGGGUGACCAGAUGUUUAACAGCAGCGGAAUGAUGCAAACGCAGCAAACGCAACUGCAGCAACCGCAACUGCAGCAGCAGCAACAACAACAGCAAGGAGGGUAUGGAAAUAUGCAGACAAAUCAGCAGACUCUACAGCCUAACAUGUUGCAGAAUAAUACACAACAAAGACACCAAAACCCUCAAUAG
Molecule: messenger RNA, 1590 nt
Organism: Microthlaspi erraticum
Lineage: Eukaryota; Viridiplantae; Streptophyta; Magnoliopsida; Brassicales; Brassicaceae
Source: the annotation of a GenBank genome assembly